Messenger RNA from Chaetura pelagica (chimney swift), 1116 nucleotides. It is a transcript of the gene SPSB3, whose product is annotated as splA/ryanodine receptor domain and SOCS box containing 3. Gene Ontology annotation, cellular component: SCF ubiquitin ligase complex. The transcript is spliced from 6 exons. Gene Ontology annotation, molecular function: protein binding. Lineage: Eukaryota; Metazoa; Chordata; Aves; Apodiformes; Apodidae. Bases 13 to 1116 code for a protein of 367 amino acids. Gene Ontology annotation, biological process: proteasome-mediated ubiquitin-dependent protein catabolic process. The record is from RefSeq and is a predicted model, not a curated record.
UCCCAGCGUGACAUGGCGCGGCGCCCGCGCAGCAGCCGGGCCUGGCACUUGGUGCUGAGCGGGGGGCGGCGCGAGGGAGACCCCCGGGCACUCCCCCUGCCACCACCCCCCCUCUCACCCCUCCAGGCCCCAGGUGCCCGAGGCUGGGGGUACGACUCCGACGGGCAGCACAGUGACUCAGACUCAGAGCUGGAGUUCUCCUCCCUCUCGCCCUCCAUCCCCAGCGCCAUCCCCGUCACCGGCGAGUCCUACUGCAACUGUGAGAGCCAGAGUGAAGCUCCCUACUGCUCCAGCCUGCAUGGCCUGCACCACCUCCAGGACUGCCAGUGUGGGGAGGAGGAUGAGUACUUUGACUGGGUGUGGGAUGACCUGAACAAGUCCACGGCCACGUUGCUGAGCUGCGACAACCGCAAGGUGAACUUCCACAGCGAGUACAGCUGCGGCACCGCCGCCAUCCGCGGGAACAAGGAGCUGGCUGAGGGGCAGCACUUCUGGGAGAUCAAGAUGACAUCCCCAGUCUAUGGCACAGACAUGAUGGUGGGAAUCGGGACAUCGGACGUGAACCUGGACAAGUACCGCCACACCUUCUGCAGCCUGCUGGGCAGGGAUGAGGACAGCUGGGGACUCUCCUACACAGGGCUGCUGCAUCACAAGGGAGACAAAACCAGCUUCUCCUCGAGGUUUGGCCAAGGCUCCAUCAUCGGGGUGCACCUGGACACGUGGCACGGGACACUCACCUUCUUCAAGAACCGCAAGUGCAUCGGGGUUGCAGCCACCAAGCUGCAGAACAAGAAGUUCUACCCCAUGGUUUGCUCGACAGCAGCCAAGAGCAGCAUGAAGGUGAUUCGCUCCUGCGCCAGCUGCACCUCCCUGCAGUUCCUCUGCUGCUACCGCCUGCGCCAGCUCCUGCCCGGCUACGUGGACACUCUGGAGGUGCUGCCACUGCCACCAGGACUCAAGCAGGUGCUGCACAACAAACUGGGCUGGGUCUGGAGCAUGAACUAUAGCACCUCGAAGCCUUCCUCCUCUUCUUCCUCUUCCUCGGGAAGCGACUCGGACAGCUCCUGCGGCUCGGAGGCAGAGGGCUGCCAAAGGAAGAGGUGCAGGAGGACAUAA